AUGGAAGCUCGAACUGAUUCAUCCGGCGCGUCUCCCGCGACACCCGCGACCCUUUCGGACCUCAAGAAGCAUACACACGAGCACCUCGAAGGCACAAUGGGCUUCGAAUAUACCGAACAACUGCUUACCCCCGAAAACAGUCGCUCCGAGACUUCCAGCAACAAUGAGAACGCGUCCACCGAUGAGAAACCUACUCUACGUCGAAGAUCUACACGUGUAACACGCGCUUCUUUGCGGGGGCCAGCCCAACACGAUGACCAUCUAGAUACAAAUAAUCAUGGAAUACCUUCUCCAGCGGAUGAGUUCGAUCCUGCCGUCUCCGGGGACACCUUGAUCGAUGGGGUCGGAGUUGCGGAAGUGAAACGGUCCAAGUCCACCUCCCACCUUCGGCACAGCAUAGCGGUCAUGGAAACGGCUCUAUGGAGCGAGACAACCCUCCCGCAGACCAAUGUGGACGGCGAUGAUCACCCAAUGGCGCCAGAUACCCCCGUCUCCAAGUCGUCUCAAGAACCACAACCCAGCGACAUGAGCACGUCUCUACAACAACGGACUCUACGAAAGCGCGUGGAACAGGCUUUGACCCAGGAGGAAAAGAAGGAAAUCAACAAGGCUUCUGUGACUGCCAAGUCUGACAACCGGAAGUCACCACGUCGCUCAACCCGAUUGAGUAUACUAGACAAGGCAUCAGACCUCGCUGGCCGGGCUAGCAGCGCUUUGGGGAAGCGCUCGAGUGAUAAGAUGGAAAAAGGCACCGAGCCGGGUCGCCGAGCCAGUCUACGGCCGCGCAAUGUUUCCGCGCCUAAGGAAGCGCCAUUAGCUUCUGAACCCACUGAUCCCGUUUCUAAAAAGAGACGGGUCUCUGACAGUGAUAUCCCAUCCAAUGCUCAGACCACAGAAGAAUCCUCUCAGGAGCAAACGGCCCCUGCGGAAGCUGUCCCACGCUCCAAGCGGAAGCGCUGGCUGGUACAUGGCUUGUACACAGGACAAGAACAUACGGAUGCUCCGCCAGUUCAAAACAGGAAUCGGAGCAGACGGAAGAGCGACCGAUUAUUGAAGCAGGGGAGGGACUUCCAAUUGCCUUUUGACAUCUUCUCCCCGCUGCCUCCUGGUCAGCCCAAACCGGAUGAGUGGAGAAAAACCAACAAAAACGUCUUUGUGGGGGAUGCAUCCAGUAUAUGGCGUGCAAACAAGCACUGUGAGCUGUCCAAGUGUAUGUGCACGCCAGAAACCGGCUGCGACGAGGAAUGUCAGAACCGUUACAUGUUCUACGAGUGCGAUGACGGCAACUGUGGGGUGGGUCCUGAGUGUGGAAAUCGAAGUUUCGAUGAGCUUAAGCAACGGACCAAGGCUGGAGGCAAGUAUAAUAUCGGCGUGGAAGUUAUCAAAACAACAGAUCGUGGAUACGGUGUGCGCAGUAACCGCACAUUUGAGCCCAACCAGAUCAUCGUGGAAUACACGGGCGAGAUCAUCACCCAGACCGAGUGUGAGAAACGAAUGCGGACGAUCUAUAAGCAUAAUGAGUGCUACUACCUAAUGUACUUCGACCAAAACAUGAUAAUCGAUGCCACUCGAGGCUCCAUUGCCCGCUUCGUCAACCACUCUUGCGAGCCCAACUGCCGAAUGGAAAAGUGGACGGUCGCCGGGAAACCGCGCAUGGCUCUCUUUGCCGGCGAUCGCGGCAUCAUGACGGGCGAGGAGCUGACCUAUGACUACAACUUUGAUCCCUAUUCCCAAAAGAACGUCCAACAAUGCCGAUGUGGCUCUUCGAAUUGUCGUGGGAUUCUGGGCCCGAGGCCAAAGGAGAAGGACCAGCGUGCGAAAGACUCCAAGGUUGAACCACAGAAGAAGUCCAGGACCAAGCAGGCAAACGGCAAGGCAAGAGGUUCGAAACGCAAAUCCGGCGAGGCGCUCGAUGAAUCUUCUUCACGCACCAAUAAGAAGCGGAAGCUUUUGGUGGCCAAGUCGAUCAAGUCCGGCGUCAAGAAGGCCGUGUCGAAAGCAACCGCUUUGCGACCCAACGCUGACAAGCGAGUAUUGGAAAUCCCGGCAAAGCGAGCAGCUGGGAAGGCUACGAAGAUAGCAGUCAGGAAACCACCCUCGAAAAAAGAUGAGGCUGAAAGUAAGAGCAUCAAGCUCCCCAAGGUCAAAGCGACCAAGGCCAAGGCCAGAGCCACGGUGCCCAAGACAACACAGGCAGCAAAAGCCAAGGUUCAGAACAAUGCUUCGACAACCUCGAAACUGAGUCGCCCUUCUGCAGCCACCAAGGCGAAAAUCCUCGCGGCAGCCAAGGGCACCACCCCGCGAAGAAAACCAACGGAGAAGAAGAAACUCGAGGCUAAAGGAGAUCGUAAGGCCGCGAGCAAAGCAACCACACGGACCCCCAAGCCCAAAGGCGCGACUAAACGCGCCGUUGCAGCCACCAAGGGGAGUAAGAAAUGA
Molecule: messenger RNA, 2439 nt
Organism: Aspergillus sclerotioniger CBS 115572
Lineage: Eukaryota; Fungi; Ascomycota; Eurotiomycetes; Eurotiales; Aspergillaceae
Product: putative histone-lysine N-methyltransferase (Ash1)
Exons: 5
Coding region: 1-2439 (812 amino acids)
Biological process (GO): regulation of DNA-templated transcription
Cellular component (GO): nucleus; chromatin
Molecular function (GO): protein binding; histone H3K36 methyltransferase activity
Source: RefSeq, a predicted model, not a curated record